UGCACUCGAGAAAAACGAACGACGCGAGCCCAGAAUGAACAGCUGCCUGGCAGACCUCAGCAAAAUUGAUCCCGACCACCUACCUGAGAAAGAACAGAGGCAGAGUCGAAAAGACCGAAAUCAUCGAGAUGGCCAUACGCCACAUCAAGUCGCUCUCUGACAGAAACAAGAGAUCAGGUUACACGAUCGGCCCGCUGGGCUGGAACGGUGGCGCCCUCCAGCAGCUCGACCUGAUCGACGGCGCCGCCGACCACAAGGGGGAGCUGGAGUCGUUCGCGCCGUCGCAGGCCGCUACGCCGUCGCCGCAGCCGCCGCCGGCGCACGCCGCGCCGAUGGCGACCUCUAUAUCGCAGGUGCUGCAGCAGUCGAUGGGAAUCGAGCCGAAGAAUUUCCAGCCGCCCGACAACGGACUAGUGCUGCACCCUAAGGGCAGCGGUGGCGGCGGCGGCGGAAUUCUCCAGCGCGAUGCGCGAUACAGCUUCGACCUUCUCACUCAGGUUAGAGAGAGGUCUCAGUCGCCGCCGACGGCGACCGCCGCACCGGCGCCCCCUAUGCUCUACUCGCCGACGGCGACCGCCGCACCGGCGCCCCCUAUGCUCUACUCGCCGACGGCGACCGAGACGAGCGACGCGGACGAGCGCAGCCGGGACUCCGCCAGGCGGCGCAGCGGGUCGGCGUCGCCGAAGAGCGACCGCACGGUGUCGCCCCCCUGCAUGCUGCCGGCGAAGCACAACCUGCUGCAGCGUUACCAUGCCGACCGAUCUAGUCCCGAGCGCGGCGUCGCCGCCGGCGCCCCCGCGCCGGCCGUCUCCAUCAAGCGCGAGUUCGACUACCGCGACGACGGCGUCGGCGGAAACAAGCGCGCAUGCCGCGGCGCCGACGCGCCCGACUGCGGCGCCCCCUACGCCGCCGCAGCGGGCAAUGGGCUGCGCGCGGCGAGCGGCGGGCGUGCGACGCCCGAGAGCUCGGUCGACGCGGCGGAGCACGGCGGCGACGGCGGCGCCACCUACCUGCCGGCGUUCGUCAUGCACCCGUCGGGCAACUACUACGUGCCGCUGCCCGUCGCCCAUGACGCAGUCGUUGCCGCGCUGCAGGCGGGCGCCGACAAGUUCGCCGUCACCUACCCAAUCAGCAUCAACGUGAAGAUCGGCACGCCGGCGCCACCUCUCGGCGGCCUCGCGAACUCUUCCGCUGCGGCGGCGGCGGCGGCGGCCGACAGGGGGCGCCACGGCGGCCCACGGUGCUUCGGAGAGAGGACGCACGACGGGUUGUAA
Molecule: messenger RNA, 1274 nt
Organism: Priapulus caudatus
Lineage: Eukaryota; Metazoa; Priapulida; Priapulimorpha; Priapulimorphida; Priapulidae
Exons: 4
Coding region: 129-1274 (381 amino acids)
Source: RefSeq, a predicted model, not a curated record